Colletotrichum navitas is the source of this 1644-nucleotide messenger RNA. RefSeq names its product velvet factor-domain-containing protein. The transcript has 2 exons. Gene Ontology annotation, molecular function: oxidoreductase activity, acting on paired donors, with incorporation or reduction of molecular oxygen. NCBI's taxonomy places the organism in Eukaryota, Fungi, Ascomycota, Sordariomycetes, Glomerellales, Glomerellaceae. The record is from RefSeq and is a predicted model, not a curated record. The coding region runs from base 1 to 1644 and encodes 547 amino acids.
AUGACGCCCAUAGUCGAGCACCGUCCCCCGGUGGACACGAUCGGAGAGUCGGAGACCUUCACCGACAGGCCGACGAGGAAUGGCAAGAGAAUGUUCUACGAGCUGAAGGUCUUGCAACAGCCCGAGCGUGCGCGUGCUUGUGGUUCCGGCCAAAAGUCUGCCGCUGACCGUCGCCCUGUCGACCCACCUCCCGUCGUGCAGCUGCACGUUUACGAGGGCCCUACCAGGGAGGAAGCCCGCGAUGUCACCUUCAUUUACAGGGCAAACUUCUUCCUCUACGCCGAACUCUGCCCUGCUCGCCCCAUGGCCCAUGGACGCGUCAACACUCCCGCCGCGACCUCGGCUCCCGUCUUGACCGGCAUGCCCGUCUCCGGAAUGGCCUACCUCGACCGACCCAGCGAGGCCGGCUACUUCCUCUUUCCCGACUUGUCAGUUCGCCACGAGGGACGCUACGUCCUGGCCUUCCACCUUUACGAGGAUAUCAAGCAGGAGGAGGAUCGCGACCCGGAUGGUGACGCCGCCGACGAGGCCCUCAACCCAGCUUUCAUGUACAGAUUGGCAGUCAAGUCGGUUCCUUUCAACGUAUUCAGCGCCAAGAAGUUCCCUGGCCUCACGGAGAGCACGAGCCUAAGCAAGACCAUCUCGGAGCAGGGAUGCCGUGUGAGAAUCCGCCGCGACGUCCGUAUGAGGAGACGUGAUGGCAAGCCGGCCGGAAACGAUUUCGAGAACAACCCGGAGAACGAGUACAGGAAUGGCAGGAGGACGCAGACGCCCGAGAUCCGCAGCAACGCCGAGCAAUUCCGAGCUCGAUCGACGAGCAACAGCAGCGAACACCGCGCCACAUACCCGCCUGCCCCUGAGCGGAGGCCUUCCGCCGUUGAGUCGUCGUUCCAGGCGCCGCCGCCGCCACCGCCGCCGCCCAUGGCAUACGGCCCGGCACCGCCGUCGACCAAUGUUCACCUGCGGUUCGGGUCCGACACGUCGUCCAGCGCGCCAUACCCCCCUCACCAGUACCCUCAACCUUCAGCGCAGCCACUGCCCAUUUCGCCCACGAACACUUCCUACCAAUCCAACCAGCCGUCGCCGUACCACUCAGCCUCCAGCUACGGCUACAGCCGGCCCAGCUCUCAAUACGCCACGAGCAACCCGCCGCCAACGCCCCGUGAUGUGUACGACAGACGCCCUUCUGCCAUGAUCGUGCCGCCAUCUCCCUCCGUCUACGGCUCGGCGCCCGGCUCCAAGGACAUGGACAUGGCCAGACGCGAGUCCGAGUACAGGAGAGAUUCUCUGCCUCCCAGACAGUUGGCUCCCGUGUCCGACGCUCCCCCUCAGAUGGGUACCAAGCUGCCGCCCAUGCUUCCUUCUAUCGAGAGGCUCACGGCACCUUCCCAUUUGGCCAGCCGCACGGAUUACAUCGAGGCCGCACCUCCCUCGAUGUACAACCCGGUGCCCGAGAUUGCUCGUGCCGGCGCCAAGCGUGGGUACGGGGAGACGUUCUCCGAGGACACGCGCUCCCUGUACGACAGACAACGCCCGCAAGAGCCUCACCACAGCACCUACAACCUUUACCAUCCGACGGAGAUGCAAUACAAGCGUGCCGAUGGGUCGCAUAAGCUCAGCCAAAGCAACUCGUUUGUGCCUUGA